AUGUUACCUCUCCGAGCAAAAGUCGUAACAGUUGUAACGAAUCCCAUACCUGAUCUCAGUAAUAUUACGAUGAUAGCUUGGAAAUAUGAUAUUACGGAUUUAAUCAUUUUGAUUCAAAAUGAGAACCAAUCUGAAAUGUACACGUUCUAUCCUUACAGCAAUAAUAGUUGUGGAAACACGAGUCCAAUUAAAGUGCAUUUCAAAGAAAACUUUUUUCCGAGUAAGUUUAAAAAUCUUUUUGGAUGCCAAACUCGAUUGGGAACGUGGGAAGCAGCCGCUAUGCCCUACAUUAAAGUAAAUUGUGUCAACGGUUCAUCUCCAUUCUUUAAGGGAAUCUUUGCGCUUGUGGCGCUACUAAAGAUAAUAAACAAGACUGAACGAAUCAACAAGAGCUUACAAAUAGCGUGGAAUACCUUAGCGAUUCUUUUAGGGCAAGAUGCAAAAUUUGUAACGAAAUCCCGCCUGAUGAAUUUUCUUUUUAUGAUUUGGAUUUGGUUCAGCAUAGUGAUAACCACUGCAUAUAACGGGCUUCUAGUAAAAAUGUUGGUGACGAAAAUCCUGGAGCCACGGUUCGACACAAUAGAGAAUGCUGUUCAUUUAGUAAACGGCUAUGGAGGGGCUGAGUGGUAUAAGGAAUGGUUUAGAGGUACGCCUGUUUUUCACGGUUAUGAGGAUAUUAGCUUGGUUGAAGAAGUGGAGAACGCGAUCCGCAUAUCGCAAGGUAAGAGUGGAAUGCAGGGAAGAUUGGCUGAGCAGUCCUUCAGGCGAUAUAGCCGCGGCGCGGAGCGCUUUGGAAACAUCUACCAGUAG
Messenger RNA from Leguminivora glycinivorella, 810 nucleotides. RefSeq lists its product as uncharacterized. Lineage: Eukaryota; Metazoa; Arthropoda; Insecta; Lepidoptera; Tortricidae. Bases 1 to 810 code for a protein of 269 amino acids. The record is from RefSeq and is a predicted model, not a curated record. The transcript is spliced from 3 exons.